AUGUUGUUUUUACAGAAGCGCUCUCCUGGGAAAUGCAAAGACUCCACAGAAUCCGAGCUACCUCUGUGCUUCUGCCUCAAUGGUGGCAUCUGUCAGGACAGAGCCUGUGUGUGCCCAGAGGAGUGGGUGGGAUCUCUUUGUGAGAUAGUUAAUUUCUGUGAAGCCAGUACUUACACAGUGCAUAUUUCUGAAAGCAUUACCAAAAAUCUUUGAUGGAUUAUAGUGAGUAAAUAUGGCAACUCAGAAGGAAAAUGCAAACCUGACACUUCAAAUGGUAACACUUCAAUAGCAAUCUGGAUGUGCUCCAGACAAGGGAAAACACCUACUUUAGAGCACCCCAAAAUUCUGAAUUGUCAUGAAAAUCUGGACUCCCUAGCAUCACAGGUUGAAACUGUGAACUCCAGCAAUAUUGCAGCUAUUGCAAGUAACACUGAAAUCCUUACCUCCAUGCCAGACCAACUGACACAGAACAUCUAUGCUGCUGCAAGCAUCUCAGUGCAGAUUCUGAAAACACCCAAUGUGUCAGAAGACUCUUAGAUAUCUGUGGCAGCAGCGGCUACAGUAAAUCAGUUCUUGGAUGCCAAUGAAACAGAAUUCAACCAAAAUAAUCUCGUCAAUGUUACAACAAACCUCACAAAAACAACGGAGGAAUUUUCUUUGACUUCCAACAUCUCACAGACCAAUUUCGCAAUCCGGUCUGCUCCACUGAAAUUAAGCUCCUCUAUAAUUCUGUUUUCAGCACAGAGGGAUACAACACCGGGAUAUUAUCAGCCAACAAAACUAGAAAUACAGGAAAAUGUCCCUGGGCUUAUUGCUGAUGUCAGUACUGAAGUUCAUAUACCGUUCAACAUUAUAGAUCACAGUUCAUCAGGUAAUGGAAGAAUUGGUUUUGUCCUGUCAAACAACAAACUCUUCCAGUCAAGGAUUUAUCAGACUCGCCAUAGUUUCUCUAGACAAAUUGUCUCUGGCAACAUUGAUGGUGGAAGAACCAGCAGCACUGAAACAGCCUUCAGUCCCAUGUACAACAUAUGUGAACUGCAGCUGUGUGAUCAUGCCUGUGUCUUUUGGGACUAUACUGUCAACGCCUGGAGCACAGCCAGCUGUGCAAAAGGAAGAGACCAGUUCUUGAGAUACAGGUGUAUUCACACAAUUGAUUUUGCUGUCCUGAUGGCCUUUCAGAUCAAACAUAAAUAUGCAAUGCCUUUGGAGUAUAUUUCUUACAUUGGUGUCGGAUUGUCCAUAGCUGAUGUGAUCAUUUCCAUUUUAUUUCAAAAAUUCAGUAGGAAAACUCGAAAGUCAUCUGUGAUCUGGAUGUUAGUGAGUCUCUGUUCCUCUAUCAUCUUCAUCACUGAAAUUGAAAGCCGAAAUGCCAGGAAUCACAGCAACAGUACUACCAGUACUACCAUUAACACCUUACUCACAUCUGACUUGGCAGAUCCUCCCACAGACUCCUGGUGUACAGCUGUGGCUGUCCUACUGCACUAUUUUUUGUUGGUGACAUUUAUGUGGUCAGCACCCAGUUCUGCACAGCUGUACUUCCUGCUGCUUAGAGCCAUGAAGCCCCUGUCUGAACGCUUUCUUAUAACCAUGUCAGUAAUCGGAUGGGUAAUCUCUGCUGUAGUAGUUGCAAUAACACUUGGAGCUACUUACAGAGAAGGAAAAGCUUUAAACUACAGGAAGACAGAAAGUUGCUGGCUUGCAGCACUGUAUCAAAAUCAGAAUUUCAGUGUGAAAAAGCCCAUGUUGUGGUCGUUCUUCAUGCCAGUAGCACUCAUACUCCUGUUUAACAUCAUCACUUUCACCACAAUCAGUGUCUCUGCGAUAUGGAAGUAGAACAAGAAUUUGACAAGGAAUAAAAAUGAUUCAUUUAUGAAAAAGAUGAUUAGCACUAUCUCUACAGUGGUAGUGCUUGGCAUCACCUGGAUGAUAGGCUACCUCACAUUAAUAAGUCAUGAAGAAACAAGUCUGUUUUUCAUGUUUCACAUUUUUAAUGCUACCCAGGGAGUUCAGAUCUGUAUUCUGUACACUUUCAGAUCACCAGCCUUCAAGAACAAAGUUUCCAAGGUGUUUCCUUUUAUUUGGGUGCCAAGGGUAUCCCCGUAUCUGCAUUCAAAAACUUACUAUGCUUCAAAAGCACAGCCUGCAAACUCACAGGAAACUCUCAGAUCAACACAGACUUUAUCAGAGAACAUUUCCUUGUCUACUUUCCCUAACUAA
Messenger RNA from Pezoporus flaviventris, 2217 nucleotides. RefSeq names its product adhesion G protein-coupled receptor G7 (gene ADGRG7). Gene Ontology annotation, biological process: G protein-coupled receptor signaling pathway; cell surface receptor signaling pathway. The record is from RefSeq and is a predicted model, not a curated record. Lineage: Eukaryota; Metazoa; Chordata; Aves; Psittaciformes; Psittacidae. Gene Ontology annotation, cellular component: membrane. Gene Ontology annotation, molecular function: G protein-coupled receptor activity.